AGGGCCGAUGAAAGCGCGGGGUCGUCGCGGGCUUGGACUCUGGCAUCCUCUCUGAUCUCAACAAAGACAUAAAAACAAUGCCGCCUCCUCCGAGCACGACGCAGGGUGGUUCCAACUGGGACAAGAUGAAAAUGGGCUUCGUCAUGGGAGGCGGUGUCGGUCUCACCAUUGGCUUCAUCUUCGGAUCGUUCUCCAUUCUCCGUGCUGGCCCCGGCCCGCGCGGCGCCCUCGCGACCCUUGCCCAGUACAUGGGCUCGUCCGCCGCGACGUUCGCAUUCUUCAUGUCUAUCGGAUCGGUAAGUGCGCCUCGAUGUGCCGCAGAGUGUCGGCGCCUGGAAGUUUAACGCCUUCAAGGGUUAUGACGGGUCACAGAUGCGUCUCUGAGAUUAGGAGGUAGUCGCUUGGUCUCGCCCGCCUCAAGUGCCAAGCAGCUCCCUCGACCACUGAUGGCUGUCGGGCG
Molecule: messenger RNA, 460 nt
Organism: Cutaneotrichosporon oleaginosum
Lineage: Eukaryota; Fungi; Basidiomycota; Tremellomycetes; Trichosporonales; Trichosporonaceae
Biological process (GO): protein insertion into mitochondrial inner membrane; protein import into mitochondrial matrix
Cellular component (GO): TIM23 mitochondrial import inner membrane translocase complex
Source: RefSeq, a predicted model, not a curated record